AUGUGGGUGCUCGCGUGUCCCAGCGGAACGAGCGCGCUCAGUGAAAGCGUGAACGCGCUCGUGCUUCUGCCUCGCAACGAUUCCUACAUGUUCUCCAUCGCCAAAGUGGCUCCCGCGAUCGAGUUCGCGCGCCGGCAGCUCGCGCGCGGGCCCCUGUCCGGACUCAAUUUCAGCGUGCAGUAUGUGAGCAGCGAGUGCGGCGUGGACGCGCUCUACGCGCUGGUGGACCGCGCGCGCGACGAGCGCCCGGACCUGAUCCUCGGUCCCGUGUGCGAGUACGCGGCCGCGUCCGUCAUCAGGGUGGCGUCGCACUGGCAGAUCCCGGUCAUCUCGGCAGGUGCCCUGGCGUCCGGCUUCAGCAGCAAGAACUCCGAGUACGCGCUGCUGACGCGCACCGCGCCGAGUUACCUGAAGAUGGCCGAGACGUUCGGCGUCAUGUCGCAGCGCUUCGGCUGGAGGAGCGUGCACCUGAUCUACCAGGACGACAAGGAGGAACGCAACUGCUACUUCACCGUCGAGGGGGUGCACACGCUCCUGGAGGGUCAGCACGACAUCUCCGUGUCCGUUAUAGACUCCAAAGAGCCGCUGGCGUACGUCGACGAGGUGGUCAAGUCCAUGUACGAGCAUGAAGUGGUCAUCAUUUGCACUCAUACAGACGUGGUACGGGAGAUCAUGCUGAUGGCUCACAGACGCAGACUGACCACCGGCAACAGACUCUUCUUCAACAUCGAGCUGUUCAACUCCUCCUCCUACGGGGAUGGAUCCUGGAGAAGAGGCGACAAACACGACAAUGAGGCCAAAGCCGCUUACGCUUACCUCAACACAGUGACGCUACUGAGGUCCACCAAACCCGAGUUCGAAAAUUUCUCUUUAGAAAUGAAAAGGUCCCACCAGAAGAUCGGCAUUAAUGUCUGCGACGGCUGCAACAAUAUUAACAUGUUUAUGGAGGGUUUCCAUGAUGCUCUACUGCUCUACGCACUUGCCUUAGAUGAGGCGGUCAGAAACAAUUUCACUAAAAAGAACGGCACGGAGAUAACACGUAGGAUGUGGAACCGAACAUUUGAAGGGAUCGCUGGCCAGGUGUCAAUAGAUGCCAACGGCGACCGGAAUGGAGAUUUCUCGGUUAUAAGCAUGACCAACCAAGAAACUGGGACAUAUGAGACCGUCAUGAACUUCUUCGGCACCAAUGGAAGUUUUCAGAUCCUGCCAGGCUUCAACAGUGAACGGUUCACUCUGCGAGGAGCGCCGAGACCUUCGGUUCCAGAACACACUGACCAAUCAUGUGGACUAGGAUUAUCAGCAGUGACUGGAAUCAUAGUUGGAGGACUUCUCGGAACGGCGCUACUUCUGGCGUUCUACUUUUUCAGGAAGAAUUACAGGAUAACCAUCGAGAGGAGAACACGACAGGAACCGUGUGACGGCAAACAUCGUCAAUUACGAGAAGACUCCAUCAGAUCCAACUUCUCAGCAGCAUAGAUUCUGACACACAGACGCACAAAUUAAAGAAGUUCACUGCUGGGAAA
Trichomycterus rosablanca is the source of this 1523-nucleotide messenger RNA. It is a transcript of the gene npr3, whose product is annotated as natriuretic peptide receptor 3. Gene Ontology annotation, molecular function: natriuretic peptide receptor activity; peptide hormone binding. Gene Ontology annotation, cellular component: membrane. NCBI's taxonomy places the organism in Eukaryota, Metazoa, Chordata, Actinopteri, Siluriformes, Trichomycteridae. Gene Ontology annotation, biological process: signal transduction. Bases 1 to 1476 code for a protein of 491 amino acids. The transcript has 8 exons. The record is from RefSeq and is a predicted model, not a curated record.